Messenger RNA from Tribolium madens (black flour beetle), 1903 nucleotides. RefSeq names its product DNA polymerase alpha subunit B (gene DNApol-alpha73). Gene Ontology annotation, cellular component: alpha DNA polymerase:primase complex. Lineage: Eukaryota; Metazoa; Arthropoda; Insecta; Coleoptera; Tenebrionidae. The record is from RefSeq and is a predicted model, not a curated record. Bases 82 to 1692 code for a protein of 536 amino acids. The transcript has a single exon. Gene Ontology annotation, biological process: DNA replication initiation; DNA replication. Gene Ontology annotation, molecular function: DNA binding.
CGCUAUUUUUAAUGUCAAAACUUUUUUCUGUCGUGGUAUUUAAAUGAAUUUUCUGAAAUUUUGUGCCAAAAAUCAACCACGAUGUCUCUCGUCGAGGAACUGACGAGUCAAUUUGAAGCCGUCAACGUGACCGUGCCUUCCCAAGUCCUCGAAAAGUGUGAAGAACUGUGCACAACCUAUAAAAUCGACUCUGAAGACUUUAUAGAUUUGUGGCUGGCAUACACUGCUUCAAAUCUAAAUGGGGCCCCUCCAACUCUCGAUGCCUUGGACCGUCUAGAACGAAAAGAGCUGAAAAACCAAAAACGACCAAUCAGUGCUCCAAAGUCACAACCGGUUGAAGAUUCCGCCCCCGCACCUCAAGAAGAAGCGCAAGAGGAGAGUAUUGUUGUUGAAAAAAGCGAAACGAACGUACCCGGUCAGGAGUUUUUAAAAAGGAACAAUGCUUGCUCAGUCAAGCUCCAAUUUGGGAAUUGUGAUGGAAACUUUAAAGACAGAUGCAAAGGCAAAUUGGUGAUUAGAGUGCAGCAUGAGGAAAUUGCCAAGUGUAAGUACAUGACUGAGUCGCAUUUGGAGAAAAAGAGGGCUCUCUCUGAAAUGUCGCGGUUUGUUAUCGUGGAUAUACUCAAGCACCAUAAUUUGGAGUUAACUUAUGAUAAACUCAACAUAUAUUGUCCUGAAAUGACCGUUUGCGGAAGAAUCUACACAGACACUGAGGAUGAAGAAGAUCCUGAGUCAAUUGAACUUGAGGGACACCCAGAUAUUUACGAAGGCCGAACAAUCAAACUCAAUUUUCUUAAAUUAGACAAAAUGAGUUUAUUUAAUGGCCAAACUGUUGUAAUUUAUGGUCAUAGCAUGAUAAAAAAUUUCAUGGUUGACAAACUUUUCACAGGAAUUUUUUUACCUAAGCCCGAAAUUCCGAUUACGUUAAAUGAAACUUUACAAAUGAUGGUAGCUUCAGGACCUUUUACACUGUCGGAUAAUCUAUUAUAUGAACCUUUAGACAGUUUGCUUAAGCACGUCAUACGAUUUAAACCAAAUUUGUUGAUUUUGAUGGGCCCCUUUGUGGACAAGAACCACUCUCUUCUCAUGGCCCUUACGGAAUCUUUUGAUUCAUUUUUUGAAAAUAUUGUUGCCGGCAUUAUGGAGCGACUCAAAGGCACAGAAGUACACGUAGUCCUUGUGCCUUCCCAUAAAGAUAUUCAAAAUCACGUUAUUUUUCCUAGUCUUCCAUUCAGAUUACGUAGACGGUAUGAAAAUCUUCAUUUAGUACCAAAUCCGUUCUUUCUGGACAUCGGCGGCGUAAUAAUCGGAGGAUCAACAGCUGACAUUUUGUUUCAUUUAAGCAAAGCUGAGCGUUCUAAAGGCACUCAUAAUGUCCCAAGAGUAGACCGUUUAAUAUCCCAUCUUUUCAAUCAGAAGUGUUUCUACCCCUUAUAUCCGCCAGAUGACGACAUCAGGGUUGAUCACGACUUGGUUGAACGAUACGCCAUGAUUGAAACAGCCCCUGAUAUUAUGAUUCUACCCUCAAAUCUCAAACAUUUCGUCAAAGUUUGUGAAGACUCUGUUGUAAUUAAUCCAGAAAAUUUGUCUAAGGGAAAUGGUGCUGGGACUUUUGCUAGGGUGGAAGUAAGGGCUAAAGGGGCACAAAGGCCUCUUACUGGAAGAGUGUCGUGUCAGAUUUAUGUUGUGUAGUUUUCAUUUUUGGAAAUUUAAAUUUAAGCCUAGGGACUUUUAAGUUUUUGUUUUGAUCGUUCUGUCAAAUGAGGAGUUUGACAGUUGUCAAAGCUACAAAAAUGAUGAAUUUUGUUAAAUAAGAGCGAAAAACAUUAUAAAAUGGCUUUUUUAGAGGUAAAUUAUUAUUUUUGUAACAUUUAUACAACAAUAAAAUCUCGUUGAUAUUUCA